AGGUUAUUUCUGCAUAGUUCACACUUUUUGCAUAGCCAUGUGAACCCUGAACAGCUUUAAGUAAGCACUUGAGUCUCAACGACCAAGUUCUCUAUAAUGCGGCAUAGUCAUAACCACUCGACUUCCAUAGUCCUUCUUGUACUGGUGCUGGUGGCCGAGACAAUUAAUCCUGCUGUGGCAGAAAGACGAAACGCAGAUCACAGUAAACACCACAAGGAUGCAAAUGGUCGUAUGCAGCGAAGUCACAAAUCCAUAAAAUCUCCAGAAAAUGCAAAACCACACAAUGAAGUAACAAAUAAAAAAGUAGCCGUUGUGCAAGCUCAAACUGGAACUGUGGCCGUUUUGCAUUGCAAAAUUAAACAUAACAAUGUUACGGUGUUAUGGCUUAAAAAACAAGGAAAUGACAGCUUCACUCUUCUUACUGUAAAUGCUUCUACCCACUCUUGGGAUAAAAGAUUUUACGCUUCAAAUGAAAAGGAUAACAAGGAUUGGACUUUGCAUAUAAUGUAUCCCAAGGAAUCUGACCAAGGGUUAUAUGAGUGCCAAAUAUUCACCGAACCCAAGACAAGGGUUUUUGUAAAGUUAGAACUAAUUGAAGCAAGAGCUGAGAUAUUUGGGGGAAGCCCCAAAAUCGUGAAAGCCGGCUCCCCUUUAAGACUGAGUUGCGUCCUGCGUAGGUCCAUCGACCCCCCUAUGUAUAUUUUUUGGUAUCACGAAGACAGGAUGAUAAACUAUGAUCUGAUGGGUGGGGCAGCCGUUCGUCAUGGUAGACAAGGAAGCGAAUUGGUCAUACCAAGAGCCGAACCUGAGCACGCUGGUAACUAUAGUUGCGUACCGUCAAACGCUAGACAAGUCAGCGUGCUUGUAGAUGUAAAACAUGGGCACAGUGAAAAGCAGGCUGCAAUCCAGUCUGGAACAAAGACGUCAGCCGUGAAAGCAACGUGGUCUCAAAUGUAUUUCUGGAACUUCAUUGCCAUGCUGAUUCCAAUUCUGACCUUCCACCUAAGCAGAUGACACUGCCAACUGUAAACGUGACAAUAUUAUACUAAGUUAAUCAAUGAUGAGUGCUUGUCACUGGAAUUAAAUUCGUUAACCGAUGCAAACUGAUUUUCAUAUGUUCCUAAUUUCGGCACUUAUUCUGUUUCUCAAUUUAGUCUAGUCUAGAAGUAUUGACCCUUCUAUGAAACCUUUUCUUCCGAUCCACCGUAUAGUUGAAGACUUAUCCUUUCAUUAGAAAUAUAAGGUUCCAAUGGAUUUUGAAACAACUUUGCUAAAGUUAGGACAACUUGUUCUCUUAGCAUUUCCAGAUAUCUUGAAGAAGAAAUAACAUUUCUGUUUAAUGGAAGCUUUUUUGAAAAAACUUAAAAUUAUAAAAUUUCGAAUAACGAAUUUUAUACCAUAAGUGAAAUCCUAUAUCGAACCCGGUAAAAUUAAAUUGAAAUUUAAUAUCUUUAAUGUAUAUUGAAUUUGGUUUUAAGACUUAACAAGACCAAAAGUGUCCAGAUUUCGUUUAAAUAUUUUAAAUUGUUAUAUUUUUUUAUUUUAUAUUCUAUUUAAAAUUAUAAUACCACUUUUUUAGACAUUCUAAAUACUCAAUAUACACUCAACGGCAAAAUAAUCGAUCCACACAAAUUUUCGAUGGUUUAAACAAAAAUAUGUUUUUUACCAUAAGUUUAAGACACUCUGUAGAGUGGCAAAACCGUAUAUUGUUCUAAAUUAAGUUUUAUUUAUCAAGUCACAUGUAUUCUUAACAGUUUUGUUUUUGUUUCACCUCGAUAUAUUUAUUUUUGUGGAAAAUAUGGAUUUUUAAAAACAACAUUGCAAUUUCCAAUAUUUUUCUGUAUGAAGAACUAAGGUUGCUAUGGUCCAUCCAUAGGCUAUGGACAUGUCAUACACGGCUUUUAAAAGCUGUCAAAUUGUUUUUUGCAAAUUAAUGUUUAAAUUUUGGUGUCUUCGUACUUUAAAAAAUGGAUAUGUCUCCGACUGAUGUUGCCAGAGCCAUUAAUUUAAUCCAGGAUGGACGGUCACAGUAUUACGUGGCAAGUGUUUUAAACGUCACAAGAAGUAAAGUAUAAAGGGCAACAUCAGUCGGAGACAUUUUUAAAAGUAAGAAGACACCUCAAAAUUAACACAUUAAUUUACAAAAAACAAUUUGAUAGCUUUUGAAAGCUGUAUAUGACAUGUCCAAGUAUGGGAUGAUUCAACAAAACUGUCACUGUCAUCCUCCAUAGGCUAUGGAUUGACCAUAGCAACCUUAGUUCUUCAUACUGAAAAAAUAUUGGAAAUUGCAAUGUUUUUUUAAAAAAAUCCAUAUUUUUCACAAAAAUAAAUAUAUCAAGGCGAACCAAAAACAAAACUGUUAAAAAUAGAUGUGACUUGAUAAUUAAAACUUAAUUUAGAACAAUAUACGGUUUUGCCAGAGUGUCUUAAACUUAUGGUAAAAACAUAUUUUUGUUUAAUCCUGUAUAUUAUAAACGUACGUGUAUUUUUUAGUAAUUUUUAAAGUGUGAGCGAUUCUCCAUUAAUGUAGGUAUAUACAAUAUUCUUUAAUAUUUGUUUAAAUCCGAAAUCAAAUAAAAAAGUUAUUUGCGAUUGAAAUUCAUCAAAAAUGUGUGUGGAUCGAUUAUUUUGCCUGUGAGUGUACAUAUAUUGAAUCAAAAUUUAUUUAAAUUAUUUAUCGCUGUACAUAAACAUUGUAUAUAUAACAAUCAGUAUCAGCACCAUAUUAUUUGUUAAAUGAAACAUAAUAUGUACAAUUAAUGAAUGUGAAAAUUAAGGUUAGAUAGAUCUGACAGUAUUCAAAGAUUUAAAAGUCAAAAAAAGGAAGGAAAAUGAAAAUCAUCAUAAUGAGAACUAUGUACAUUUUAUUAAAUAAAUAUUUUUACAAUUACAUUACAGUUAUAAAUCAAUGGUUAACAGUGAAUAUUUUGUUUUAUUAUUAAACAUUUUAACAAAAAAUAAUUAUAUAUCUAUGUAAUAGGUAAGUCUAUGUAAUUAACCAUUUUAUCAGUUGUUUAUAAUUUAAAAUGACAUGUAUACAUAAAGGACCUAUGUUAAGAUUUCCUAAUCUAUUUUUUGUUAAUUAUUUUACCCUUAUGUACAAAAUCUUUUUAUUAAAUAAUUAC
Brassicogethes aeneus is the source of this 3125-nucleotide messenger RNA. NCBI's taxonomy places the organism in Eukaryota, Metazoa, Arthropoda, Insecta, Coleoptera, Nitidulidae. The record is from the annotation of a GenBank genome assembly.